Molecule: messenger RNA, 1470 nt
Organism: Cavenderia fasciculata
Lineage: Eukaryota; Evosea; Eumycetozoa; Acytosteliales; Cavenderiaceae
Product: citrate synthase
Exons: 3
Coding region: 1-1470 (489 amino acids)
Biological process (GO): tricarboxylic acid cycle; citrate metabolic process; carbohydrate metabolic process
Cellular component (GO): mitochondrial matrix
Source: RefSeq, a predicted model, not a curated record
AUGUCUCCUUCUUCUUCUUCUUCUUCUUCUUCUUCUUCUUCUUCUCCUCCUCUUAUGCAAAAGCGAAUAGAUUGCAUAUUAACAAUGGAAAAAGAUGCGAUCACAGUCAUCAAUCAAACUCAUGAUCAUCAAUCUUUUGUUAGAUACUUUACUACUGCUGAACCAACCUUGAAGGAAAGAUUAGCCCAAAUCAUUCCAGCCAAGAUUGAAGAAGUCAAGCAAUUAAAGGCUGAACAUGGUGACAAGAUCAUUGGUACUUGCACCGUCUCACAAGCCUAUGGUGGUAUGAGAUCCGUCAAGUCUUUGAUCACUGAAACCUCUUUGUUGGACCCAGAAGAAGGUAUUAGAUUCCGUGGAUUUACCAUUCCAGAAUGUCAAGACAAGCUUCCAAAGGCCAAGGGAGGACAAGAACCAUUGCCAGAAGGUAUUUUGUGGUUGUUGUUGACUGGUGAGAUUCCAUCGGAAGCUCAAGUCCAACAAUUGUCCAAGGAUUUGGUCAAGAGAGCCGGUCUCCCAGACUUUGUCGUCAGCAUGAUCAAGAACUUCCCAAAGGAGAUGCACCCAAUGUCACAAUUGUCCGCUGCCGUCCUCGCCCUCCAAACCAACUCCAAGUUUGCCGCCGCCUACCAAGAAGGUGUCAAGAAGACCCAAUACUGGGAAUCCACCCUCGAAGAUACCCUCGACAUUGUCGCCAAGUUGCCCGAGAUUGCUGCUCUCAUCUACCGUACCGUCUACAAAGAUGGCAAGGUACCAGCCGUCGACGCCAACCUCGAUUGGGCCGCCAACUUUAACAGAAUGCUCGGUUUCAACUCUCACGAGUUUGAUGAAUUGAUGCGUCUCUACCUCACCAUCCACACCGAUCACGAAGGAGGCAACGUCUCUGCCCAUGCCACCCAUCUCGUCGGUUCUGCCCUCUCUGACCCAUACUACUCAUACGCCGCCGGUAUGUGCGGUCUCGCCGGUCCACUCCACGGUUUGGCCAACCAAGAAGUCCUUUCAUGGACCUUGGACUUGCAACAAAAGAUUGGCAACAAGGAAAUCACCAACGACCAAUUGGCCGAUCUCGUCUGGGAAGGUCUCAAUGCUGGACGUGUCGUUCCAGGUUUCGGUCAUGCCGUCCUCAGAAAGACUGAUCCACGUUACACCUGUCAACGUGAAUUUGCCUUGAAGCAUCUUCCAAACGACCCACUCUUCAAGUUGGUCAGCCAAAUCUACGACGUUGUCCCACCAGUCCUCACCAAGCAAGGCAAGACCAAGAAUCCAUGGCCCAACGUUGACGCCCACUCUGGUGUCCUCCUCCAAUACUAUGGUCUCAAGGAACACAACUACUACACUGUUCUCUUUGGUGUCUCUAGAGCUAUCGGUGUUUUGUCCUCUCUUGUUUGGGAUAGAAUCCUCACCUUGCCAAUUGAAAGACCAAAAUCAAUUACCACUGAAUCUUUAGUCAAGGAAUUCAAGGCAAGCAAAUAA